AUGAAAGCCCCUGAAGGAUCCAACAUACCAAAGGGUUAUGUGUGCAAAUUAAAAAGAUCUUUAUAUGGAUUAAAACAGGCCUCAAGACAAUGGAACCAAGAGUUCACUUCCAAAUUAGAAAGUUAUGGUUUCAUACAGUGUAAGCAUGAUUAUUGUUUGUUUACUAAGCUAACAUCUACAGGUUUUUACUGCUUGUUAGUAUAUGUGGAUGAUGUACUUCUUGCAGGACCAUCUGAACAUACUCUUUCAGAAAUUAAACUAUAUUUAGAUCGCCUUUUUACUAUUAAAGACCUUGGUGAAGCCAGAUUCUUCCUUGGCUUAGAAAUUGCAAGGUCUAACCAAGGGAUCACCAUUACUCAAGCUAAGUACAUAAAGGAUAUUGUAGAUGAUGCUAAACUUGCAUCAGCAAAGGCCACUGAACAAUAUAGGAGACUCUUAGGUAGGCUUCUCUACCUAGGAUUUUCAAGACCUGACAUAUGCUAUGCCAUGCAGCAAUUAAGUCAGUUUAUGCAAUGGCCAUGCAAAGGACAUUGGGAUGCAGCACUCAACAUAGUCAGAUACUUGAAGGGAACAAUGCACAUAGGUUUGUUUUUUGCUGCAGAUUCCAAUUUUGACUUAGUUUCUUUCUGUGAUGCAGAUUGGGCUGCAUGUAAGGACUCAAGGAGAUCCUUAACCGGUUACUGUAUAUUCCUAGGGGAUAGUUUGAUAUCGUGGAAAACCAAAAAGCAAACAACAGUAGCUCGAUCGAGUGCUGAAGCAGAAUAUCGCAGCAUGGGUUCCACUACAUGUGAACUCAUCUGGAUACAUAACUUACUCAAGGAAUUCCAACUUGAGUCUCCUACUCCUAUCCCCUUCUUUUGUGACAACCAAGCGGCUUUAUACAUCGUGGCUAAUCCAGUUUUCCACGAAAGGACUAAACAUUUGGAGAUCGAUUGUCAUUUAGUUCGGGAUAAGUAUAAGCAAGGAUUUUUGCUACCUAAGCACAUACCCUCCAAGAACCAACCGGCUGAUCUGUUUACAAAAGCUUUGCCUGGACCUAAAUUCCUUUCACUCAUAAUCAAGUUGGGACUCAUCAAUGUCUUGACAAGUCCCACUUGA
Molecule: messenger RNA, 1098 nt
Organism: Sesamum indicum (sesame)
Lineage: Eukaryota; Viridiplantae; Streptophyta; Magnoliopsida; Lamiales; Pedaliaceae
Source: RefSeq, a predicted model, not a curated record